GCCUUUGCUCCGCAUCAUCCAGCCUUUCCUGUUGUUUUGCUUGGAACCGGCUCAGUGGGUACUAAUGAGACGUUAACUCAAUAUUACUAUAAAGCGAGCAAAAUAUGGAUUUCUUCUAAUAAUCUGUAAACCCAUUAAAUCACUCAUAAGACUAAUUGAACACGACUAGCGUACGCUGAGUUGAAAUGCUAGGCAUCCGCUGUACUGAACUUUCAGCUUGGCAACAGAUCACUUCUGAUAUUGCUCAUACCGAAUCCCUACAUCAUUACCUGUGGUACCAGCAUGUUGGGAAGGCUCUGGGCAUCAUCUUAUUCAAUGCUGGUUACUCAUAUGAUGCCCAAUAUCGAAACUUGGCUUUUUUUAUGCGACUUGUAGCCCAUAACCUUGGGAGUUUCCCUACAAGCGGCUAUAUUACGCAGCCUUGGAAGAGUUUCAUGACGGAUGACGGCUCACCUGUCGAGUUCAGCUGGGAUUGGGGCACAGGUAAUGAUAGGCCGACAAUACGAUACUCUAUCGAACCAAUAGGGCUCACAGCAGGAACUUCACUUGACCCCCUAAACUUACUCGUGGGAGUGGACUUUGAGAGGCAAUUGAUCAAAGCUUUACCAGACCUAGGCGUGGAAUGGUUACAUCAUUUUCAGGAUUUCUUCAAGAAUCAUGGAGACAACGUGUGGGAAUCAAUUGACUCACACGAUCACAAUAGCUCCAUAUUCUAUGCUUUUGAUCUAAUAGAACCCAAUACCACAGCCAAAGCGUACUUUUUCCCCAAAUCUCGAGCGAUAGCACGAAAGGAAUCUAAACUACAGGUCCUCACACAAGCAAUCCAAUUGGCACCCCACAGCAACGAAAGCAAACUGAACGCGUUGGUCAUGUUCUCCGAUUUCUCAAGUGAUACAGCAAGCGCUCAUCUUGAAUACGAGAUGCUAGCUAUUGACCUGGUCGAUCCACAGGAGUCACGUAUCAAGAUCUACUUCCGCUGCCGGCAGACAACUUUCAAUUCUGUGGCGAACAUUAUGAUGCUUGGUGGUCGGGCUCACAGCCCAAACUUGCAGACUGGACUCGAUGAUCUCCGCAGUUUAUGGAAUGCCCUUUUCGCAAAUCAUGGAGAUCAGCCAUUAACCCAAGUUCACCACCGUACAGCUGGAAUGCUCUACAACGUUGGAUUCAAGCUUGGGGACCAGUGCCCAGUCGUCAAGGUCUACAUUCCUGUUCGACACUAUUCGAGUAGUGACGAAAAGGUCAUUUGGGGCCUUAAAAGAUACUUCAGAUCUCAUGAGAAAGGCAAGUAUAUGAAAGCUUAUAGCAAUGCUAUGACCACGUUAUUUGGUUCCGAGGUAUUGUCAGCAGGGUCGGGGAUUCAAACUUACAUCGGUUGCUCAAUCCGUCCGAAUGGAUCGCUUAGAAUUGUCUCGUACUUUAAGCCACCUCUGCCAACCUGUGUCUAGUUAUGGUUACGUAGGUGAAGUUCCAGAAUGAAAAGUUGUUGCAGUCUGUAUAUGGGUCUACGUUACCCUCACGCUUGGAAAUGUCCACAUAGGCUUUGAUGACUAUAGUGAAUUGUUGCUGAAUACAACGUAUCUCGAAACAUUUAUUCAUAUCGUUUUGAUAUUUACUUUGCCUAGUCACUCUAAGUAAAUAUAUUAGAGUUGCUGUUUUUAUCU
Messenger RNA from Xylaria bambusicola, 1661 nucleotides. RefSeq names its product tryptophan dimethylallyltransferase-domain-containing protein. The record is from RefSeq and is a predicted model, not a curated record. Gene Ontology annotation, molecular function: transferase activity, transferring alkyl or aryl (other than methyl) groups. The transcript has 3 exons. Bases 186 to 1445 code for a protein of 419 amino acids. NCBI's taxonomy places the organism in Eukaryota, Fungi, Ascomycota, Sordariomycetes, Xylariales, Xylariaceae. Gene Ontology annotation, biological process: alkaloid metabolic process.